CUCUCCGCCCGCCCCCGCCCCCGCCCCCGGCUGCGGCGUGGGGCGGCGGGGCUGUAUACUCUGACUCGCGCGCUGCCCCUCCGCCGCCAGCUGCCCAUCUCUCGGCCGUGCGAGCGUCCGGCGGGCCAUGGCGAGCUCGGGCUACACCGGCCUGCGCGGCGGGGAGGAGGACGAGAGCUUCCUGUAUUUUGCCUACGGCAGCAACCUGCUGACGGAGCGAAUCCACCUCCGAAACCCCUCGGCCGAGUUCUGCUGCGUGGCCCGCCUGCAGGAUUAUAAGCUUGACUUUGGCAAUUCUCAAGGCAAAACAAGCGAAACUUGGCAUGGAGGUAUAGCCACCAUUUUUCAAAGUCCUGGCGAUGAAGUUUGGGGAGUAGUGUGGAAAAUGAACAAAAGCAAUUUAAGUUCUCUGGAUGAGCAAGAAGGUGUUAAAAGUGGAACCUAUGUUGUAAUAAAAGUGACUGUUCACACCCAAGAAGGAAAAGAAAUAACCUGUCGAAGUUAUCAGAUGAGGAAUUAUGAGAGUGCUCCCCCAUCACCGCAGUAUAAACAGGUCAUUUGCCUGGGUGCAAAAGAGAAUGGUUUGCCACUGGAGUAUCAAAAGAAGUUAAAUGCAAUAGAACCAAAUAACUAUCAAGGAAAAGUCUCAGAUGAAAUUGAAGACAUUAUCAGAAAGGGGGAAACAAGAACUCAUUAGAACAUACUAGAAUAUGUCUAAUGUUAUUUUCUCUGUGUGCUAAUCUAAAGCAUUUUUAGUGUUUUUAAGACAGAAAUCUGAGAUAUCUCUGUUUACUGUAUUUCCAAUAAUGGACCGAAGAGAUGUCUCACUUGGGUGAUUUCUUGUUUCAGACUAUAUAAAGAAAUGAGGUUAGGAGUUAGACCAUUGCGGGGCAGAAGGUAUCAGGGGAUGGUGAAUGGGUGUGGGUGCUUCCUCUUUGAAUACUACUCAAGAAUUUUCUUGCUCUAUGGUAAAGGACAGAUUUGCAAUUUUACUGAUGGUGCUGGUGGGUCGCUCUGCUAUGGACUGUUUUAUGACCAGCAUAAGAGCAAGCAAACUAGACAGUUGCCCAUAAAAACUGAAAUUUUAAAGAUGGCAUUUGUUCUAAGGAGAAUAAAUGCAUUUGUGGUUUAACCUGAACCCUAAGUGUUAUGUUUCAUUUAGGGAGCGAGACUAAAGCAGUUACAUGGACUGGGUCUGUUCCAGCUGUAUCUAGUCCACUCCAGAGAAGUGCUCCAUGAGGUUUGACCACCCAUGACUCCUCCUCACCUGAGAAAUGCAACAUGAAUGACCACCACCAGAAACACCAUAGAUUGAUCAUGGUUGCUUAUUGCGUGUUCAGAAACCUUUCACUGUUGCCUCACAAAUUUUUGUGACCCUGAUGAUCAGUUGCAUGACAUCAUAUGGGGUCAUAAAUCAGUGUUUUGUGAAGCUCGGGAGUAGAGGAUUAUUGCAGGCUCAAAACAGGUAGUCUUGGAUCAAGCAUCAACUUCUCCACUUUCUAAUGGAGAGAUACUUGGGUAUGGCUCUGUGCCUCAUUUAUUUGGUUUGUUUGUUUUGGGGUUUUUUGCCUGUAAAAUAACUGUGAAAAAUACCUAUUAGAAUUAUUCUAAGGAGUACAUAUAAGCAACUAAAUUUAGAAGAGUUGUUUGUUAGCCAUCAUUAUUGUUCUCCUGAAGAAUUCAGUUUGUGCAAGGCCAUCAUUGUAAAGGGAUUUGAAAGCAGAAGAGUCAAGAUUAUGAAGAGGAAAUGUUUUCUGGAAACUUCCAUUGGAUUCAGGGUUUAUCAAGAAAUGGUCAUCUUCUUAAUUACUAAAUGAAUAGAGGAGAAGAGUCAUUAAUAAAACAAUGCUGGUUACAAAAUCAUCUUCUCCAGCUCUGGAACACAGUGAGCUGAACAGGUUACGAGAAUGCGUGAACUUGCCACAGGAGCAUAAGCUAAAGAUUUGAUUUGUUCUUUUGCGGGGAAAUGACUAAGGAUGUAUCCACUAUGGCUACAGUUCUAUAGUGAGGCUGUGCCAUGGAGCAUAGGUGAAACUAUAUUAUAUAUCACUGUCAUCCCAUUGUUCAUCCAUUUGCUUGAGCGGGCGCCAGUAACAUCUCCAUUCAUCCCAGCCCUGAGAUUUUAGCAGUCUCUCCUUACUUGUCCUUCCCAAAGGUGCCGUAUUGGAGGUUCUUUCAGGGUCAGGGGAAUGAGACUCGUUAUUGUUACUGUUUUUGGCAUAUCAUAUACACCACGGGGAGCUUGCCAGGCUCUAUCAUGAUAUAUAAAGUAUAGGGGGAAAAUUUAUAUAUGUAGGCCUUACCUAUUUCAUAUAAACUCCAUAAUAUAUUAACAUAAAAAUGCUUUGAAAGUUAUAUUAAUGAGAGGUAAGACAUGAUUAUUACCAUACAGAGAUCCAAGUAUAAAAUAAAAUGUAAUGCAAUAUAAAAAAGGGGAGUGGAGAAGACAGGCUCGAAGAAAAAGCUAAAAUAUAAAAUUGUAUGAUUAUAUAUAAAUAUUCCUUUAUAUAUAUAUAUAUUUUAAGGGAGGUGGAGGGAUUUUAGCACACUCCACAAUACUCAGAGCUUACUCCUGGCUCUGUGCUCAGGCAUCACUCCUGUCGGUGCUGUGGGGACCAUAUAUGGUACUGAGGGUUGAACCAGGGUUGGCUGUUCAAAGCAAGAACCCUGCCCACUCUCCUUGCUUUCUAGCCCUCACACAACUAUAUUUUAUAGUCGUCACUCCUGUCAGGUAUACCUCCAACGUUUUAGUUUUCUCCUAAUUUUAAUUUCUUCCAAGAGGAUCACAUUUAUCUGGGAACCCUGAUCCCAGUUGUGGUAACAUAGUGAACUUACUAUAAGCACCAAAAAUGGAAUAUUAUUACACUAAUAUAUUUUACCUACAUGAAAUGGCAACUUUGAGGAACUGAAAAUACAAACAAUAAAAUCUUUAGCAUGCUAACAAAAAUUGGGUGACUGUGUGGGGUACUUGUGAAUGGGGAAGUUUCCAUUACAGAUGGGCUUUUACCCAAGCAGAGCCAAGAAUCACGCUGCUUGAUUGAGUUGCACAAUAAACAGUUUAUUUCUCCAAGCCAAGAGGACCACGCUAAGUUGGGGAUCCAUGAGUUUGAGGG
Sorex araneus (European shrew) is the source of this 3113-nucleotide messenger RNA. RefSeq names its product gamma-glutamylcyclotransferase (gene GGCT). Gene Ontology annotation, molecular function: gamma-glutamylcyclotransferase activity. The coding region runs from base 128 to 697 and encodes 189 amino acids. Lineage: Eukaryota; Metazoa; Chordata; Mammalia; Eulipotyphla; Soricidae. The record is from RefSeq and is a predicted model, not a curated record. The transcript has 4 exons.